AUGGCAAAAAGCAGCUGUUGAUCACGUGAUCCAUCAAACAAAGCAAACACACAACUCUAUUCGGCCCUGCAAGUUUUGCACACCAAUCCAAACGGCAUCAAACGGAAAAUCAUUGACCAUUUGUGUAUAUUAUUCCAACUCGCCGAUCUAGCCCAAAUACUUAAUUACUCAUUAUGGCGGACGGAAUUGAUAGAACGGCGGAGGAGAGGAUGGAGUUCACGACCUCAAAAGAGGUGACUGUCGCGCCAACCUUUGAGGACAUGCACUUGAAGGAAAACCUCUUGCGGGGUAUCUAUGCAUACGGAUACGAAUCGCCAUCAGCCGUACAGUCUCGCGCAAUCGUCCAAAUCUGCAAGGGCCGCGAUACCAUCGCGCAGGCACAGUCAGGCACCGGUAAAACUGCGACAUUCUCAAUCAGCAUUCUACAAGUUAUCGAUACAGUUCUGAGGGAAACUCAAGCUCUUGUCUUAUCGCCAACGCGAGAGCUUGCAACCCAAAUUCAGUCCGUGGUUAUGGCCCUGGGUGACUACAUGAAUGUACAAUGCCACGCGUGUAUCGGUGGCACCAACGUUGGUGAGGAUAUACGGAAGCUGGAUCAUGGUCAGCAUGUGGUUUCGGGUACCCCCGGCCGUGUUGCUGAUAUGAUCCGCCGUCGCCACCUCCGCACACGUCAUAUCAAAAUGCUAGUACUUGACGAAGCCGACGAACUCCUCAACCGCGGAUUCCGUGAACAGAUCUAUGAUGUUUACCGUUACCUUCCUCCUGCCACGCAAGUUGUGGUCGUUUCCGCAACCCUCCCCUACGACGUUCUUGACAUGACCACCAAAUUCAUGACUGACCCAGUGCGUAUUCUGGUAAAGCGUGACGAGUUGACACUAGAAGGACUCAAACAAUACUUCAUUGCGGUGGAGAAAGAAGAAUGGAAAUUUGAUACCCUUUGCGACCUCUACGAUACCCUUACGAUCACCCAGGCCGUUAUUUUCUGCAACACGCGACGCAAGGUAGACUGGCUUACGGAUAAAAUGCGUGAAGCCAACUUUACCGUCUCCAGUAUGCAUGGCGAAAUGCCCCAAAAGGAACGUGAUAGUAUUAUGCAGGACUUCCGACAAGGAAACUCCCGUGUUCUUAUCUCCACGGACGUCUGGGCUCGUGGUAUCGAUGUGCAGCAGGUGUCUCUAGUCAUCAAUUAUGACCUCCCUAGCAAUCGUGAGAACUACAUCCACAGAAUUGGUCGAAGUGGCCGCUUCGGACGGAAGGGUGUUGCUAUCAACUUCGUCACCAGUGAGGACGUCAGAAUCCUAAGAGAUAUCGAAUUGUACUACUCUACCCAGAUCGAUGAGAUGCCAAUGAAUGUUGCCGACCUUCUCACGUAAUUGCGCCUUCGGAUGGAGCAGAAAUUGUAACGCAUUCAUUUUCUCUUCUCCUUUUCUCAUCGCAAUUUGCGAAUGCGAGGCAUUCGAUUCUAUUUUCCCCCUUUGGGUCCAAGAUGGGUUGACUCACAGCUCAUUUGUUCACGCUGCAUUAAAUGUCAUGAGAGGCGAGUGACUGAAGGCCAGUGGGACUUGUGGAGGAAAUGGGAUAUAUUUUAAAUUGAGAUACACUAGUUUUUUUUCGGCGAAAUUAACUCUCCAGGGCCCCGGUCGAUUACCGUUGAUGACAUCCUAUCCGAGUCCUUGAUCCUUUCGACCUUUCGAUUUCUCACUUCUCUCAAGCUCUAAUAUGCAGUCUGAGACCUCUUUAAAUAUGCUAAGAAUGAACCAGUGUCACGCUUUCCUUAUUACGGGGGCUAUCCGCGAUGAAAAUUAGGGGACGCAACCUUUUUUUCCCAUUCAUCAAAUGCCAUAUCAUUCCAAUGAUUUCUGCUACGGGGCAAGAUAUAACGUCAGUUAGGGUACCUACCGCGUAUACGGAUUAGGUAGUUAGCAAAAACAAAAGGAUUCAGAACUUGACUUCGUUUAUAAACUUACACCCAAUUUCUCUCUCUCCUCUCUAAAACAAUAGCCGAAGUGUUGCCAAGGCGGAGUAAAUGGCGCGGCCCGCUCUCCCUCCCGUCUACUCGCAGUAGCCCCGGCUCCUAAAGCAUGCUCCCCUACACACAGGUAAAUCCUGUAGUUUGCCAAGAACCACUUCUGCGUCGAAUAAUCAGUGAGAUGAGUUUUUCUGGUUUCAUCAUUCGAAACCUUGAUUGACAUGGUCCCUACAUCUUAUGUAACGUCAGCUUGGAGGGUGGAGCAGACACCAAAUGGUGUAGUCAGCUGCUUCCGUCAUGACUAUUGCAUAAAUUGACUGAUCUCGUAGAUAAGGUAGCGAGUGAGUGAGUGGUUCCUCAAUCUCUGACUACCAGCAAGAAGGAAAUGGAAACGCCCAGCUCUAAAUUCAUUAGCAAGUAGCAACUACUACUAUAUGAUAACCAACGAAACAGGAGCCUAAGGUCGGAAAAAUUCAGGUGUUUGAUAUAACUGCGAUUCUUCCCACAUAACUACACAUUGCAAUGAUGAGAACAUGCAUAGCAGUAAUAUAUAACCCAUCAUUCCCCCCCAUAAAUACUCAUCCAGCAACAUAAGUAUCCGAUAUUUAAUAAUAUAUAAUUAAUCUAUCUUAAAUAAAAAAAUCACAUAUCAUCCUACAUCACACUCCUGUACGGCUCC
This is a messenger RNA of Blastomyces gilchristii SLH14081, 2648 nucleotides long. RefSeq names its product translation initiation factor 4A. The record is from RefSeq and is a predicted model, not a curated record. Lineage: Eukaryota; Fungi; Ascomycota; Eurotiomycetes; Onygenales; Ajellomycetaceae. Gene Ontology annotation, molecular function: RNA helicase activity; mRNA binding; ATP binding. The transcript has 5 exons. Bases 174 to 1373 code for a protein of 399 amino acids. Gene Ontology annotation, cellular component: catalytic step 2 spliceosome; nucleolus.